This is a messenger RNA of Chrysoperla carnea, 1137 nucleotides long. RefSeq names its product zinc finger protein 830. Lineage: Eukaryota; Metazoa; Arthropoda; Insecta; Neuroptera; Chrysopidae. The transcript has 3 exons. Gene Ontology annotation, biological process: mitotic DNA replication checkpoint signaling; mitotic DNA damage checkpoint signaling; nuclear DNA replication. Bases 67 to 927 code for a protein of 286 amino acids. The record is from RefSeq and is a predicted model, not a curated record. Gene Ontology annotation, molecular function: nucleic acid binding; zinc ion binding. Gene Ontology annotation, cellular component: nucleus; spliceosomal complex.
AACACAAAUAUUGAUAUUAUUUUAAUUACGUUCCAUGCGAUAAAGCAGAAAAAUUUAUGGUUCAAAAUGUCAGCAGCAUUUAAAAAUGCAAAAAAGAAACUAUCACAACAUGAUUUACGUAAAUUAAUGAAUGAACAGAAGGGUCGUAUGAAAAAAGAAGUUCAGAGAAUUUCUUCACCUUUAGCAAAGUAUACAGAAAGUGGACAACUUAUGUGUAUUUUGUGCAAAUCAAUUGUUAGAAGCGAAUCUGUAUGGCCUAUACAUAUAAAUGCAAAGCAACAUAAAGAAAAUGUUGCGGAAGCAAAACGAUUAAAAGAUCUAGUCGCGAGUGGGGCAUCUAAAAGACCUUUAUCACCAGAACCAACACAAUCAACCAAGAAAAUUAAAGGAAUAUUGAAAAACAGUAGCCAAUCUAACGAAACUAAUACAUCCUCAAUACCAGAUGAUUUUUUUGAUUCGAAAAAACCUACUAACACUGUUAUUCAACCAGUGAAUUUUAAACUUCCAAACGAAAAAACACAAAAUGAACCCAUGGAAGUUGAUACAUCCAAUAAUCCGAAUAAUGAAGUACUUCCAGAAGGAUUUUUUGACGAUCCAAAACAAGAUGCCAAGGCAAGAAAUUUAGAAUAUAAAGAUCCAAUUGAAGAAGAAUGGGAACGAUUUCAACGAGAAAUGAAAGAUGUAAAUUCAGUAUCGGAUACAAUUAUAGCUGAGGAUCAAGAAGAAGCUACUACUGAACGACAAAUUGAUGAAAUAGACGAACAAAUUCGAAAUUGGGCUAGAGUAUUAGAUUUAGAAAGGAAGAAAGAAAAUUUAAAGAAAUUAGCACAAGAAGAAGCGAUUCGAAGACAAGCUGAAGAAUCAGAUGAUGAUGACGCUGACUUUGAUGAAUAUUUAGAUUGGCGAUCGAAAAAUUCUUUUAAAUGAUAAUUUAAAAAUUUAGUUUUUAUCAAAUAUAUUUAAAAAACAUUUUCCUGUACAUAUUUUCAUUUCAUAUGUUUGGCGUUAUGAAUUGUUAUGCUUUCAUAAAGUAUUUUCAUAAAAUUUUCCUAUUUUUAAGUAAAACGAUAACUUAGAUUCGUAUAAGGAAAAACAUGUACCUACAUUCUGUUUUGUAAUAAAAUUUUCAUUUUAGAA